Molecule: messenger RNA, 1069 nt
Organism: Pistacia vera
Lineage: Eukaryota; Viridiplantae; Streptophyta; Magnoliopsida; Sapindales; Anacardiaceae
Product: ycf3-interacting protein 1, chloroplastic
Exons: 5
Coding region: 103-957 (284 amino acids)
Biological process (GO): response to photooxidative stress; photosystem I assembly
Cellular component (GO): chloroplast thylakoid membrane
Source: RefSeq, a predicted model, not a curated record
CCAGAAAACCAAAACCAAGAAACAAGAUGAACCAUACAAAGAGUUGAGUUCAAUUCAGUUUUGUUUUUGUAUGAAGAAGGAAAUGCUAAAGCUGUAAUAAAAAUGGCAGUAGCAGGGGUAGCUUUGCAGCAGUUUCAACUGCCACUUACGUCGUCGUCAUCAUCAUCAUCAAUCUUCUUCAGGAACAAGACUCAGAGUCAGAAGAAAAAGCAAAAGAAAGAACAUUUCCAUGCAUUGAUCUCUAAGCAUAAUAGUGUUGGCUGCCUUAGUAAUUCUAAUUCUAAGCUUUAUCUUUGCAACAAUAACUCAAGACUUGUUGUGUUUUCUGGUAAAGAAGACACUGAACUUCAGCUCACUCAAGAAGAAGAAGAUGAUGAAGAAGAAGAAGAAGAAGAAGAAGAGGAAGAAGUAGAAGAAGAAGCAACCCCAGAAGACAUGGAGUACAUUGCUCAAAUUAAAAGGGUUUUGGAGCUUCUUAAAAAAAACCGUGACAUGCUCUUUAGUGAGGUUAAGUUGACUGUAAUGAUAGAGGAUCCAAGAGAGGUUGAGAGGAGGAGAUUGUUGGGGAUAGAGGAUGCUGAUGCCCCCACUAGGGAGGAUUUGGCUGAGGCUUUGGAACAAGUGAAUGAAGGAAAGGUCCCAAAAGAUCGUGUUGCUCUUCGUAUGCUAGCCGAGGAAAUGGCACAGUGGCCUAAUUUAGAGGUGGAAGCACCUAAGAAAAAGUCUAGCAAAUCCCUAUAUGCAAGAGUCACGGACACUGGUAUUGAUCCAGAAUUGGCUGCUAAGAAAUUGAAUGUUGAUUGGGAUUCGGCUGCUGAAAUUGGAGAAGCUGACGAUAGUGAUGAAGCAGAAGUGCCCGCAGCAGUGGGUUACGGAGCACUGUACCUAGUCACAGCUUUUCCAGUUAUCAUUGGUAUCUCUGUGGUGUUAAUUUUGUUUUAUAAUUCCCUCCAGUAGAAAUUUUGUCUUCCCAUUUUACAAUCAGUUUUGUACAUUGCAAUUGUGGAAUGCACGAAUCAUUUCUGUUGUAUCAACUUUUGUGAAGUAAUUGAUGUGCUUUCUUGUUUAA